UUUCCUUGCUCUGAUUUCUACAAUUUUGAAAGUUAAAUGACUGAGAAAAACCACGAUUACUUGCGAUUUUGACUUGAUUACGUUUUUAUUAGCCUCCUUUUGCUUCUAUCAAGACCACUGUGGGAUAUAUUCCUUAGUAUGCUGUGACCCAAGUGAAUUAUACCGUUACCAAAGAAAUUCCCUAUUAAGUGCAUUUUAUUGGCACCUACAUUAUCAUUUAAGGUAUGUUUUGAAAAUAUUUCUAAUCUCCAUGCGAUUUGAAAAUGGCUAAUAGAACGGUAAAAGAUGCGAAAUCUAUUAGAGGUACAAAUCCGCAGUAUUUAGUAGAAAAAAUAAUUAGAUCUCGAGUGUACGAUUCGAAAUAUUGGAAAGAAGAAUGUUUUGCUCUGACUGCAGAACUUUUAGUAGACAAAGCGAUGGAGUUGAGAUACAUAGGUGGUGUAUAUGGUGGAAAUGUAAAACCAACACCAUUCCUCUGUCUAAUAUUAAAAAUGCUUCAGAUACAACCUGAAAAAGAUAUUAUAGUAGAAUUUAUAAAAAAUGAGGAAUUUAAAUAUGUCCGUGCACUAGGAGCAUUGUAUAUGAGAUUGACAGGAUCUUCUUUAGAUUGUUAUAAAUAUUUGGAACCAUUAUUUAAUGACAAUAGAAAGUUAAGAAGGCAAAAUAAGCAAGGUAAAUUUGAAUUGAUCAACAUGGAUGAAUUUAUAGAUGAUCUUCUUAGGGAAGAAAGAUGUUGCGAUGUAAUUCUACCAAGAAUACAAAAAAGACAUGUUCUUGAAGAAAAUAAUGAAUUAGAGGCAAAAGUGUCUGCAUUAGAGGAUGAUAUGGAUGAAGGAAUAGAAUCUUCAGAGGAUGAAGAAAUACCUCCAGUCAAAGAAGAUACUCGCAAAAGGACAGAUGAUCAUGAUAGAGACAGAGAUCGUCAUAGAGACCGAGAUAAAAGACAUUCACGUUCCGAUAAAAAAUCUGACAGAGAAAAGCAAAGAUCGAGAAGCAGGGACAGAGACAGAGAUAGACGAGAACGUAAACGGAGUAAAUCUCCUAAAAGCCAUUCAUCCUCGCAUAAAGACAAGGAUAGAGAUAAAGACCGGCACAGACGAGACGAUAGAGAUAGGGAAAGAGACCGAGAUCGAGAUCGAAGACGAGAACGUGACAGAGCUAGGCAUUAAAUUAAACACCAAGCUCUUGAAUUCUUUUUAUCGUAUGUACCGCACUUCGAUCGCGAUUAACAGCAGUGUGUAACAUAUACAAGGAAUAGUUUUGUAUUAAAAUUAUAGCAUUUAUCGAUAUAAACGCUACACAGUAGCUUAUAAUACCCGUACAUUACAUGUUGUAAGUGAACGUUUGUUUCUUUUUAACGUUAUACUAUUCGUUCUACCUGGAAUCAUUACUUUUGACUUAUUAAGGUCAUGAAACGAUGGCUGUUGCUUUUACUCUUAUUUACAAAAUUUCAGAGAAAAUUUAUCACUGUGAUUGUUAACAAAGAACUGUUUCACGAUUUGUAAAGUUACGAUUUGCUUGUUAAAUGAUAUAAAAAGAUAUUGUAUUGUAAGUAAUCUGUUUUUAACAACACAAUGACAAGUUUUCUCAAGCACCAUGUAAUAAAAUAAGUUGAGAAUGUCAUAGCCUGUCUAUAAAUGUACUCUACAUUACAUGCGUAAUGUCUUUAAAUAUAUACAUACAUAUGUACCUUUA
Messenger RNA from Bombus huntii, 1695 nucleotides. RefSeq names its product pre-mRNA-splicing factor 38 (gene Prp38). Gene Ontology annotation, cellular component: precatalytic spliceosome. The record is from RefSeq and is a predicted model, not a curated record. The transcript is spliced from 5 exons. NCBI's taxonomy places the organism in Eukaryota, Metazoa, Arthropoda, Insecta, Hymenoptera, Apidae. Bases 264 to 1169 code for a protein of 301 amino acids.